GGCAACCAUUUCAACGACUCCAAUUUCCACAGCUGCUCACACAUGAGUCGAUAACUACACCACAAUCGCAACCACAAACCUUCAAUCUUCGUCAUGUCGGGAUUCGCAAUCGCGGCCUGGAUCUCCGAGACCACAAGAACAAGACCGAGAGAAAGUAGCGACAGCCUGGAUUCCUGCGACGACAGUACCAACAGCGACACCCGAAGCGCGAAGCGACGCAAAGGCAACGGAACACUGCGAGUGGACGGGAAGGUCGAUGUGAAGAGCACAUUACCGAGUCCGACCUCUUCAAUGGCGGGGGACGAAGCAAGGACCCCGCGCAAGAGAUCUGCAGUCGAAUCACUCGGCAGUGGCGAGGAUGAGGAGGAGCCAACACCUCGUGGCAAAGUAUCAUCCGCAGCCCCAGUUCCAGCUCCGACACAGCUACCCCCAUCGUUAUGGGCGACGGCCCUCAGUCUGCAACAAACGGAUUAUCCUGCUGCUGGGGCUGGGGCUGCCACACCGAGCUCCUCGUCGGCAUCAAGACCAAGCAAACGGUCAAGGAGUCCUGCUAAGAGCACGGCCGACCUGCGCUCCGUCAACAUCGAGGUGCGCGACUUCUACAAGCACAGCGCGCCACGCCACGCAAGCGUCGACGCGCUGUUGGCAGAUCUCGAUAAGGUCGCGGCUGGGGUUAAGGUCGUCCCCGCCAUUAUUGCGAAUGCUGCAGCCAGAGAGGGGGGCAACCCCAUGCACAGCUUUCACCAGCACCAGGUGAACAAAGACAAGUACUGUCUUUCAGACGAGCUCGCGAUCGACGAGUUUCGUCAGCUGCAUCGGAUCCUAGCUUCCGCGGCCAGCUGCAGAGAAGAGGCCCAGUCCGAGGCCGCAUGGAACGCGCUCGUGCACAGCCCGCUCCUGCACCAUGCCGUCGAGUCAUCCCAGUGUCCCCAAGUCACGCCUUUCAUCGCAACAACCGCCGGCAUCAUCCCGGCCCUACUUCCGCGCAACAUCUACACCGGACACGCCGUGGGCGGCCGGCUCGUCGACUUUUGUAUCGCCAUCGACGUCGAUCGCGACGCCGUCACCGAUUUGCUCGCGACGCAAAGUGAGGCCCUCUGUUCACUCAAUCAGACCAUGUAUACGCCAUUACGCCAGCGUCCGAUCGCCAUCGUCGCCGAAACCAAGACUGAAACGGCACCAGAAACGGGCGAGAACCAGCUGGUGAUCUGGACCAAGGCCUGGUUGAACCGGCUGCGCAUCUUUGGCAAUGCGAAUCUGACCGACGUGCCGCCGCUGCCGCUGUUGCGUAUCAAGGGUCACGAAUGGUAUCUGCUGCUUGCUUGGGAAGAGGCGCCGUCACCGCGGACCGACGACGACGACGAGAACGAAUCUGCACAGCUUGGGGCACGCAAGGAACCCAAGCUUGUUCUCCUGGGAGACCUGCACAUCGGGAGCACCCGCUCGAUCCUGACCGUCUACCAACUAGUCAACGCGUUAAGGCAUCUCACGCGCUGGGCAGAUGGGCCGUUUCGAGAGUGGUAUCAGCAUAGCGUGCUUGGUCGGAACAGCCAAGCACCUGGCUGAUUGAUUGUGUCGAGCACGCGAAGGAUCAAAGCAGAUGCACAAAAUGGCCAGAGGUU
This is a messenger RNA of Microdochium trichocladiopsis, 1622 nucleotides long. RefSeq lists its product as uncharacterized. Lineage: Eukaryota; Fungi; Ascomycota; Sordariomycetes; Xylariales; Microdochiaceae. The record is from RefSeq and is a predicted model, not a curated record. The transcript has a single exon. The coding region runs from base 94 to 1566 and encodes 490 amino acids.